AUCAUCAAGUUAUAAAACCAGCUUCUUGAUAACAGUUUGUACUAUAGCAUCGCUCAAUUUUACCCAUACUAUUAAAAAGAUAACCUUAUAAUAUUGAAUUUACUUUUUUGUUUAUAAAUAUUUAUAAUGAGCGAAGAUACAGAUGCAAGUAAAAUUGACGAAUUUUCGGCAAAGAAUAGUUUGGAGGAUUCUGAUAAACAAAAGAAUGCUACGAACGAUCUAGCCAUUCCUGAACAGAAAACAAUUGAAAACGAAAAGAAAUCCGAACCGUUGGGUAACUGCUAUUGCGGGAAAGAUAGAAAUUUAAAUAUCGUAGAAUUACUAUGUGCGAAUUGUACGAAAUGGUAUCACGAAUCUUGCAUAGGUUACCAAUUGGGAAAAUUAGUACCUUUUAUGUCCAAUUAUAUAUUUCUGUGUAAAAAUUGUUCUCCUACCGGAUUGGAGAGUUUCAAAAAGAGCCAAGCGCAAAGUCAACAAAUGUGCGUAACAGCAAUAGCUAAUUUACAGCAAACUAGUUUUAAGGAAGGUACAAAUAAGACUCUAUUCAAUAAAGACAAAGAAAUCAUACCUUAUAUAGAAAAUCAUUGGGAAGCACUUACAACUACAUCUAGAAGAGUAACCCAAAGUUGGCAUGUAACGGUAACUAAAGCUUUAAUCAAAGAUAUUCAUAUUCUUUUUGUUUUUGAAGAUAGUUUAAGUGGUCAUAUGUACGGGCUAAUGAAUUCCGAUCUAACUCAACUCAGACCUAAUUAUGAAGCUAUGAUUAAAGGGGGAAUGUUGAAAGUUACCGAUAUGGGAAUACAGCAUGUUCCAGUAUCUGGAGGUGUAAAAUCAAGAAACACUAAGAGGAAGUUUCCUGGUGAUUUUGGAGCUCAAGGAAAGAAAGGACGUGGUUUGGAUAUAGGUACCCAGAAAUUACCAGCCCAUGGUUAUCCACCAGAUCACCCCUUUAAUAAGGAUGGUUAUAGAUAUUUAUUAGCAGAACCUGAUCCUCAUGCACCUUUUCGAAGGGAAUUUGAUGAAAGUUCUGAUUGGGCUGGAAAACCGAUUCCCGGGUGGUUGUAUCGAACCUCGGUUCCUGGUACUGUUCUUUUAGCUUUACAUGACCGAGCUCCACAAUUAAAAAUUUCUGAGGAUCGAUUAUCGGUUACAGGAGAAAAAGGAUACGCCACCGUUAGAGCGACGCAUUUCGUUUCUAAAGAUGUAUGGUAUUGGGAGGCAACUAUCGAAGAAAUGCCCGAAGGAUCUGCCACUCGUAUAGGUUGGGGACAAGAUUAUGCGAAUUUGCAAGCUCCUUUGGGUUAUGACAAGUUUGGUUAUUCUUGGAGGUCGAUAAAAGGAACGCGGUUUCAUGAAUCUACAGGAAAACAUUAUAAUUCUGGUUAUGGCGAAGGAGACACAGUCGGCUUCAUGAUAAAUCUUCCCACGAAUAGUGCAACUAAAUUAAUUCCAAAUACUUACAAGGAUAGACAUUUGGUGAAAUUCAAAAGUCAUUUAUAUUACGAAGACAAAGAUAACGUGCAAGAGAGAUUGAAAUCAUUAACUGCGUUGCCGAAUAGUGAAAUGAUAUUUUUUAAAAACGGAGAAUGUCAAGGAGUCGCUUAUCAAGAUAUAUAUCAAGGAUCCUAUUAUCCUACCAUUUCUUUAUAUAAAAACGUUACCGUGUCCGUUAAUUUCGGACCCAAUUUUAGAUUCCCGCCAUCUGUAGAUAAAUUCAAAUAUAGACCAAUGUCUGAACGUGGCGAAGAAGCUGUUAGUGAUCAAACUUUGGCGGACAUUAUGUAUCUAAUUGAAAAUGAAGGAAAAUUAAGGCUGGACAGUUUCGUUCUUUGAUUGUAGGUAGAUAAAACAUUCGUUAUUAAAUUAAUUAUGUUAGUUACGCCAUUUUUUCUACGACUACUCACUUUUUAUUAAAUUGAUUAAAAUAUAAUAAUAAAAAUCAGCUUUUUUUAUGCACAUAUUUAUAAAAUUGGAAAUUAUCUUUCAUCGUAUAUUUUCUUUGUAAUACAAUAAAAUAAAAAUUAUUUUAUCAA
Diorhabda sublineata is the source of this 2033-nucleotide messenger RNA. RefSeq names its product set1/Ash2 histone methyltransferase complex subunit ASH2 (gene ash2). Lineage: Eukaryota; Metazoa; Arthropoda; Insecta; Coleoptera; Chrysomelidae. Gene Ontology annotation, cellular component: Set1C/COMPASS complex. Gene Ontology annotation, molecular function: protein binding; transcription cis-regulatory region binding. The transcript has 9 exons. The coding region runs from base 127 to 1833 and encodes 568 amino acids. The record is from RefSeq and is a predicted model, not a curated record.